Molecule: messenger RNA, 852 nt
Organism: Quercus lobata
Lineage: Eukaryota; Viridiplantae; Streptophyta; Magnoliopsida; Fagales; Fagaceae
Exons: 2
Coding region: 1-852 (283 amino acids)
Molecular function (GO): nucleic acid binding; RNA-DNA hybrid ribonuclease activity
Source: RefSeq, a predicted model, not a curated record
AUGGUGGACAGUGAGGUGAAGCCAGAAACCACAGGACACAUUUUGUGGAGCUGCAAUACAGCAAAGGAUACCUGGGCAGAACUGAAAGUAAGGCAGACUGAUCGGAUACCUCCCCUAGAGGAAUUUAUCGAUGUUCUUUGGUGGCUGCGUGAGCACUCUGUGGUUAAUGAUUGGGAGGUUUUUGCUACUGUUGGGUGGAGUCUUUGGAACAACAGGAAUGUUAUUAGACAUGGAGGACAGGGCAGACAGGGGAGAGAAAUAGCAUUGGAAGCACAGAGGUAUGUAGAUGAAUUCCGGAAUCACAUGCCUAGUGACCUCCCAAAGCUUCAGCCCCCCCCUACGAAAUGGUCUCUGCCACCACCCAAUUGGUAUAAGAUCAAUGUGGACGGCGCGGUCUUCAAAGAGCAAGGUAGUAUAGGUGUAGGGGUGGUUAUUAGAAAUGCUAAAGGUGAGGUUACGGGAGCAAUGAGUAAGAAAAUAUGUCUGCCAUUGGGAGCAAUUGAGGCUGAAGUAAAGGCUGUUGAAGAAGGUGUUUUGUUGGCAUGGGAUCUGGGUCUAAAGAAUGUUGUUGUAGAAGGAGAUUCGCUGGCUGUGACUCAAGCUCUUAAUGGCGUGGUCACCCCUGCUAUUUCUAUCCAAAAGGUGUCUGAAGGUAUCUUAUGGUGGCUCAAGAAGUUUGAUAACUGGAAGAUCUUGCACACGAGAAGAAGCAGCAAUACAGCUGCACAUGUAAUGGCUAAAGAAGCCAAACCAAUUCUAGAUAGUGUAAUAUGGGUGGAGGACUCUCCCCCAGCUAUUGCUCACCAACUUUUGUAUGAUGUACUGUCUAUGGACUUUUGUCCUAAUUGUUGA